UAGCAUGUUGGCAUCACGUCACGUGACAUGUUUUUGAGCGGGAAACUUUCGACACGCGCGCGCGCGCGCGCAGCUGUUGAUCAUCGGUGUAAAUGGACAGCUCGCGUGGGUUGUCAUCCGUGCACAUCGUGACGAAGGACGGGAAAUAACACGAAGACGCACCAAAGAAAUACAUUUAAAAGAUAAACAAAACUGCGGUGCGUUCUCCGAGGUGGUGAUGGCUCGGGAGAAGGCCACGGGAAAGAUGGUGGCCAUCAAGUGCAUCCCCAAAAAGGCCCUGAAGGGGAAGGAGACCAGUCUGGAGAAUGAGAUCGCAGUGCUGAGGAAGAUAAAACAUGAGAAUAUCGUGGCUCUGGAGGACAUUUACGAGAGCUCCAAUCACCUGUACCUCAUAAUGCAGCUGGUGUCCGGGGGUGAACUCUUUGACCGCAUCGUAGAGAAGGGCUUCUACACCGAGAUGGAUGCCAGUCGCCUCAUCCGGCAAGUUUUGGAUGCCGUCAACUACCUCCACGCCAUGGGCAUCGUGCACAGGGACCUGAAGCCGGAGAAUCUCCUUUACUUCAGUCCGCACGACGAGUCCAAGAUCAUGAUCAGCGACUUCGGCCUGUCCAAGAUGGAGGGGACCGGGGACGUGAUGGCGACCGCCUGCGGGACUCCGGGAUACGUGGCACCUGAGGUGUUAGCGCAGAAGCCCUACAGUAAAGCGGUGGACUGCUGGUCCAUAGGGGUCAUCGCUUAUAUUCUGCUCUGCGGCUACCCUCCUUUCUACGACGAGAACGACUCCAAGCUCUUUGAGCAGAUCCUCAAGGCCGAUUACGAGUUUGACGCGCCCUACUGGGACGACAUUUCCGAUUCUGCCAAAGACUUCAUCAACUGUCUCAUGGAGAAAGAUCCAGAAAAGAGGUUUACAUGCAACCAGGCUCUGGAGCACCCCUGGAUCGCGGGAGACACGGCCCUCUGCAAGAACAUCCACGAAUCCGUCAGUCGCCAGAUGCGGAAGAACUUUGCCAAAAGCAAAUGGAGGCAAGCCUUCAACGCCACGGCUGUCAUCCGCCACAUGAGGCGUCUGCAGCUGGGCACCAGCUUCAACAGCAGUAUCCACGGCGGCGGCGCCUCGGCCGCCUCCAACCCCGCCAGCCGAGCGCCGGCCAAAAGUCAGUCCGUGGACUGCGCGCCACUCGGCCUCGACAACUUUCCUCCAAUCGCCCCCCUGCCCUCCGCCGUCAAGGCCUUCAAUCAGGACUCGGACGCGGCCUCCUCCGUCCUGGAGGAGCCGGCCAUGCCGCGCCCCUCCACCGUCACAGUCAUCCACACCGGGACUAAAUGACGCCAGGUGCCGCGGGAGGUGAGCUGGGAGACCACGGAGCUUUGAAGACGCAGGCAAGUGGUUGCCCAGUUUCCCCUUCCCGCUGCCUCCCGUCGGGGGAGGCGAUUUGUGGAGCCCCCUCGCGCGCCCCCGCCGCCGCCGCCGUCCUUCAGACGCGGACGAAAAAAAGAGGCGGCGAGACUACACUGAAUGUUACUCCUGAUGCGGGAAGCGCCGCGUUUUUUAAAAGGGAACUUUUCAUCCAAGCUGCUGUGGGCGUCGUCCAAUCAGAUGCUCCGAUGUAUGCCUUGUGUAAAUAGCGGGAGUCAUUGUCCGCCUGCUCGUCCUCUUCGCUCCCGAGGCCUAUUUUUUCUGUUGCGCUUUGCUGUAAAAGUGAAGCGCGACUCGGCCCGACGGAAAACACUACCCGCGUCGAGCGAAACCGAGAGAAUACACGUUUUACUUUUUCCGAUUUCGCAAACUUCGAAGGUCCUCCUUGACCACCAGACGAGUUCUCAGGGAUGUGCUCGAAAGCAAAGCAACCUGCGUAUUACUCUGACGUGCCAACGGGAUGCUCUCUUUCUGUAAAUCAGCCAUUAUUCUUGCUCUCGGCCGCUUCUCGCUGUAACUCCUGCUGGAUAACGUGUUUCCCUUUAAAACUUUGACGUGUAAAAAACGUUUCUGAAUGUCUGCAAAAGCAAAAAAAAACAAACAAAAAGCUAAAGUGUCGCGAUGAGUUGAUUGUACAGUCGUUUUGCUUUGGCGUUCAUAGCGGCCCCGCCCCCUUCGCCCUUGUUCAGGGUGCGUUCACAUUUGUUCAUUUUGCCUCGAUCAAACACACUGAUCAGUGUUUGAUUGACAGCAGCAAGAUGCAAAAAUGAGAAAUAAGUGAGAAAUAUCAGUUGGGAAGCCUAAAGUUCUAAAAGUAUAUUUUAGCAGCAUUUCAUGACAUUCAAGCUGGUACCGUUAAAUAAAACAGAUUUUUUUUAAAAUAAUGACCAUUUCCUACUUGUAUUUGAAUAAACAUGAAUAAAAAAUACCAAUAUGAACAAACUUUUAAACGAAAUACAAUUGGCGAGUGUGAACGCAGCCCUAAUGAGGGGGUCAGGACAGCCAUGUGGAGUUUAAAGGGGAACUGCACAUGUUUUUUUUAUUUUAUUUUGCCCAUUUGUUCACAAGACAGAUGUUUUUGUAAAUAAAAGUCCGCUUACAAUGGAGUCAAGGGAUGGCC
Molecule: messenger RNA, 2537 nt
Organism: Nerophis lumbriciformis (worm pipefish)
Lineage: Eukaryota; Metazoa; Chordata; Actinopteri; Syngnathiformes; Syngnathidae
Gene: camk1db
Product: calcium/calmodulin-dependent protein kinase 1Db
Biological process (GO): protein phosphorylation
Molecular function (GO): ATP binding; protein kinase activity
Source: RefSeq, a predicted model, not a curated record